Messenger RNA from Colletotrichum higginsianum IMI 349063, 1467 nucleotides. RefSeq names its product Cytochrome P450. The transcript has 6 exons. Gene Ontology annotation, molecular function: iron ion binding; monooxygenase activity; oxidoreductase activity, acting on paired donors, with incorporation or reduction of molecular oxygen. The coding region runs from base 1 to 1467 and encodes 488 amino acids. The record is from RefSeq and is a predicted model, not a curated record. Lineage: Eukaryota; Fungi; Ascomycota; Sordariomycetes; Glomerellales; Glomerellaceae.
AUGUUGCUCAAUCCACUGGUUGGGGCAGCUGUUUUUGCAGCCCUGGCGCUCUUUUACUUGGCCCGUUGUCUAUCAUCACCAUUGCUGAAAGUACCGGGCCCAGGCCUGUCGAGGUUUACCUCCGUCGUCCUCCGAUGGCACGAGUUCGGCGCCAAUCGGACGCUCUACAUACACUCCCUCCACUUGAAGUAUGGACCGGUUGUACGCAUUGCCCCAAAUGAGGUCUCUUUUACUUCGUAUGAGGCUGUGAAAGAGAUCUACGGCUCGCUCGGGAGUGGAUACGAUAAACAUCGUUUCUACAACCUGUUCAAAGUAUUUCAACGCCGAACCAUGUUUUCUACCUUGGAAAAGGGCGAGCACGCAAAACGCAAGCGACUUAUCGCUGACCGCUACGCCAACAGCAACGUUGUUAAGCCCACAGCAAUGAGCGGGAUUGAGAAGAGAGCUGAGGAGUUUGCAAGGCAAUGUGCAGACGCCACAAAGACAAGCGUUGAUGUUUAUGUUAAGCUUCAUUCCUAUGCCUGUGAUUGCAUCACGCAUCACCUGUUCCAUCCCUAUGGAACCAACAGCCUCCAAAUACCAGAGGACACUAAGAUGAUGGAACAGGUCACGACAGACGAUAGCCUGCGAAAUCGCCUCAUUCAGCAUCACUAUCCCGUAUUUUACCAGUACUUUUCCAGACUUCUUGAUCUCUUCUUCGACCCACGUACCACACCCCUGGCCAAGAAUUUCGUGGUUGGAGCCACUUCGAAGAUUGAUCCGGCACCGUUCACCCUCCUCAGUCGUCUGCAAGACAAAACCGAGAAAGCCAGCAGCGUCAAUCAGCUGGACAACACCGACAUUGCUGCCGAAUGCAUGGAUCAUAUGGUUGCGGGAAUCGAUACUACUGGUGAUUCGCUAUGUUUUCUGAUGUGGGAACUUUCUCAACCAGCCUCCUUGGAAUUCCAAAAGAGACUCCAGGACGAGAUCCGGGAACACCCUGACGUUUCGUUUGACAAGCUCUCUUACCUCGACGCGGUGGUUCAAGAGGGUCUGCGUUGUUAUCCUGCGAUCCCCAUGUCAUUGCCUCGAGUUGUACCCGACGGCGGCAAGCAGGUAGACGGCUAUUUCAUCCCAGGAGGAAGCAUCGUCAGCAGUCAGGCGUACUCUGUGCAUCGCAAUAACGAAGCGGUCUUCCCGAGCCCUGAUGUCUUCAAUCCCGAGCGCUGGAUGUCACCGGUCGGAGAGGCCGAGAGAAAACGACACAUGUUUGCUUUCUCCCACGGUGGAAGAGGCUGCGUUGGAAAGCACCUGGCACUUGCAGAAAUGAAGACCUUGCUCCGCGCCAUUUAUAGUCGCUAUACGACCGUACCCGACCCCUCCAUGACCCCCGAAAGCAUGAGGUCUCAUGAGCAGAUCAUUUCGGCACGACCAUACGGACAAAAGUGUCUGUUGAGAUUCAUCCCUCUGCAACAAGUGCAACAAUAG